This is a messenger RNA of Microdochium trichocladiopsis, 989 nucleotides long. RefSeq lists its product as uncharacterized. The record is from RefSeq and is a predicted model, not a curated record. The coding region runs from base 160 to 927 and encodes 255 amino acids. The transcript has 3 exons. NCBI's taxonomy places the organism in Eukaryota, Fungi, Ascomycota, Sordariomycetes, Xylariales, Microdochiaceae.
GCUUGGUAGUCUCUCUUGUUAAUUGUAUACUUCUGAAACUAUAUGUACGUAUUCAUGCAUCCGCUUCUAUGAACAGGAUACCAUCCCAAGGAGAAUGACUAGAGAACCAGGGACCAUGCAGACCGAAAGCAACGCUGCGGAAGUGAUGCCAGUAAAUGCAUGCAAGCGAUGAAAGCCCGCCCAAACUCCAACCCGGGUAUUUUCCGUCCCACCGGGAGCACUGUUGGUGUUUGUUCUGCUGCUGAAGAAGCUGCUCCUGCUGCUGAAGCUCUUCCUCCACAAGGGGGCCUUGCUGGCGGAUUCGACGUCCCACUGCUCGGCCGAGGUGUCGCGGGGCUUGACGCCGAUCAGCCGGUGCCAACCCAGCGCGAACCAGAGGAUCAGACCGCCGAUGACGACGACGCAGAUGAUGCCAACGACGAGGCCGACGACGAGGGUUUUGCCGAAGCCGUCAUCCAUUUCUUUUGGAGUGUCCAGAGGUCCAAUUGGUCUGUUGUUUUGUGGCUUGAGAAUGGCCUGACUUGGAUCUUUAUCGGCGAACAAAGAGGCCUGGGUUUCCGGUCGUGCUUGAAGAUGCCGUCGCUGGUAUUGUGUAAGAUGCGGUUGGUUCCGUAUCUGCUGACGACGCUUCCACCGCGCUUCAUCUCGUCCCUCUUGCACGGGUUGGCUGACGCAAGCGACCCUCGCCCCGAAACUGCUGUCCCCCGGGCUGCAGGAGCGCGUGCAGAUGCGGCAGCCAAAGUGGAAAGAGACAGAUCCCGGCCGAUCUGCGAUCGCUUUGAAACUUCCCGCGACAGUGCCCACACCGUCACCUGCAGGAAUGGUAUUUUGACUUUCUUGUCCGCGAGCCAGCAACUUCGUAUCCCACCACAACUACUGACUAAAUCAUCAUCACCACUGUACACGCCAAGAGCUGGCGAGUCGUGAUGCUCAAUCUACCAAAGCCAAAACUGUCGUCCGAGCUGCUCGACUGUUCUGGAGGAGUAAUG